UUCAUCACAACUUGUCAUAUCUCUUCCCCCAACUCUCUCUCUCUCUCUCUUGUUUCUCUCUCUAAAAUCCUCUCAAAAAGUGGGGGAGGCAAAGGUUACCCCAAAAAGAUCACAAAAGUAGGAAAUGGGCUCUUCUUCUUCUCCAUUAGGGCUUCUUAUGCGGCCCCCAAACCCUACAGUUUCUCUCUCCUCCUCCUCCUCCUCCUCCUCCACCUUGGGGGCCCCGAGCACCUCCCAAAACCCUAGCUUUUCGUGCUCUUCCCCCAAUUCCCCCUCUAAUGGGAGAUGGGUCGGAGCCAAAAUCGCACCUUGGGGCCAAACCGCCCUCAAUUCUAAUCAUUGGUGGCUUCGUGGAUGUAUGAGAAGAGGCAGGGCUGAAAUUAUUGCGAGGAAUCAAAGUGCAGGUGGUGCAUUUAUGUUCGGACCUGACGAGGAGAAUGGCACGCAAGUUCCUACUCAGGCUCAGUCGGUUGUCGAAGGUUCAGGCGCCGUCCUUGUAUCAGAGUACAAACCAAUUCCUGAUAUAGAUUAUCUUCAGGAAUUACUGGCCAUUCAGCAACAAGGACCUCGAGCAAUUGGCUUUUUUGGGACGAGAAAUAUGGGAUUCAUGCAUCAGCAACUUAUUGAGAUUCUGAGCUACGCUAUGGUCAUAACGAAGAAUCAUAUAUUCACAUCAGGAGCAUCAGGUACUAAUGCAGCCGUUAUCAGAGGCGCUUUAAGAGCGGAGAAGCCGGAGCUGCUUACUGUAAUAUUGCCGCAAAGCUUGAAAAAGCAGUCUCCCGAAAGCCAGGAAUUGCUGUCUAAAGUUAAAAAUCUAAUCGAGAAACCCCAAUAUGAUCAUUUGCCGUUAAUUGAGGCUAGCAGGUUGUGCAACAUGGACAUAAUCUCGAAGGUGCAGCAGGUCAUAUGCUUUGCGUUUCACGAUAGCAAAUUGCUCAUGGAAACAUGCCAGGAAGCGAAGAAUCUUCGCAAGAUCGUUACUCUUUUUUACUUGGAUUAGCCUUCGAAAACACUCGGGUUUCCAUUCAUUUUUGUUCAUAGCCAAGCAAAUCAGGCUCUUUUACUUCUCUUGCUUCCCCAUUUUGGCCCCAAUUAGAAAAGCCUUCUUGAGCAGAUUAGAGACCGAUUUUAUGCCGCAGAAAAAAGGUGUCGCGAUCUCUCAUUAUUCUGAUUCUUGAAACAACACAUGUCGGAUCCAAUGUUGUUAAUAGCAAAUUGGUUUCUCAUUAUUCUGAUUCUUGAAACAACACAUGUCGGAUCCAAUGUUGUUAAUAGCAAAUUGGUUUUGGUGCAAAAUUU
Molecule: messenger RNA, 1299 nt
Organism: Ananas comosus (pineapple)
Lineage: Eukaryota; Viridiplantae; Streptophyta; Magnoliopsida; Poales; Bromeliaceae
Exons: 6
Coding region: 125-1000 (291 amino acids)
Molecular function (GO): S-adenosylmethionine-dependent methyltransferase activity
Source: RefSeq, a predicted model, not a curated record